Messenger RNA from Komagataella phaffii GS115, 1797 nucleotides. RefSeq lists its product as hypothetical. Bases 1 to 1797 code for a protein of 598 amino acids. Gene Ontology annotation, cellular component: transcription factor TFIIIC complex. Lineage: Eukaryota; Fungi; Ascomycota; Pichiomycetes; Pichiales; Pichiaceae. The transcript has a single exon. Gene Ontology annotation, biological process: transcription initiation at RNA polymerase III promoter. The record is from RefSeq and is a predicted model, not a curated record.
AUGUCUGAAAAUAAGAAAUACCUACUAGACCUGCCGAAGCUCACGUCAGUAGAAUUUCCGUUGGUGGUUAAUAACUCGGCAAGGGCACUGGAGAUGGUUGGCGGGAAAGAAAAACUUCAGAAAUGUAUCAUAUCCAACGACAUAUUGGAGAAUCGCCCUUUUCUAAGUUUAGGACAACAGGGCAACGCUCUUAAUGAAGCAACUCUUGAGCUUCGACUGAGAGAAGAUCCCCAUCAUCAUCCAAUCAACUCUUACAUUCAUCAGAAUGAGAAUCUAUUGGUAAAGGUACGAGUCCCUAGGAAGGUAUUUCGAAAGAGAAAUGGAAACAACAUAGCAGCUACAUUGCGACACUGCAAGCAGAAUGGCUUUAGUACUGAGUUCAACGUUAUUGGAGUCUUGAAUAAGAACUUCAAAUUUAGGGAGUUGGCAGAUUUUCAGUAUAUCACGAAGAGUUCUGCAUUUGCAAGUAAGUUCAGACAAGGGCUAUUAAGGGGAUAUCUGCCUAAUAUUAAGGGCAUUGCCAGUGAUAUCGAAAAUGAUAUAAGCAGACAGCAAAACAACGAUGAUUUGGAUUUACCCCCUCCUUUGAGAUUCAACAGAGUUUCAUUGCCUUUCAAUUAUGGCUACAAGUCCAACCCGUACUCAUCAACUAUAGUGGAUGAGAACGGACAAAUAUCUUUACAGACUCGAUCAAAAAGAAUUUUAUUGUUUAGUACUAGUAUAGAUUUCGGCGAAGCUACGCCACUGGGUCCUCCUAAUGAACUGUUGAACAAUUUAGAAGAUUUGAGAAAAGAGGUGCAGCAAAUGCGCAUUGACAAGAGAAACAGUGAAGAAUUCAUCCGGGAAUCUCCUGCUCAGACACUUUUGGAUACGAUAGAGCUAUUGAAUGUGGCGUUUAGGGUUCGUCCUAUCUGGCUUAGAAGUAAUUUGGUUAAGCUGUUCCCUGACAGAUUUAAGUCUAGUAUCAAGUUUGCUCUGCCAUAUGUUUCGUAUCUAAUGAGAAAAGGACCAUGGAGAUCUUCGCCUAUAGUUUUCGGAUAUGAUCCUCGCCUAGACCCGAGCUCAAAAGUAUACCAAAUAGAGACUUUCCGAACUGUAGAGAGGAGCUUCACUGCCGUUGCAGAUCUGGAACACCAACCUUCUAAUUUCAUCUCUGAGUCCCAGUUAGUUCCCCUAAACUUUCUAGACUACAAUAACUUGACAGAAGAUGAAAAAAAAUUUGCAUUUAUUCCAAAAGAUCAGGUUUUCACUGGUGAUACCUUCCCAUCAGUUGUAACCUUCCAGGUGCACGCUCUUCAGGACCCUUUGAUUACCAACAUACUUCACGCUGCUUCUGUAUUAGAGAAGCCUUCUGAGCGUUAUGGGUGGUUUGAUAGAUUGUCACUCCAAAAAGUUCGCUCAAUUAUAAAGUAUAAGCUAGAUGCUUUAAGUCAAGGAAAGGAGGUAAACUUGAAUAAAGUAGAGAACAUAGUAGACCGGGUUGCGUACAACUUUUCAACUAAACAAGGGGUUGACGAAGAUAGCCUAGAACAGCUUGAGGAAGAGGAGGAAGAAAAUGAUAGAGAAGAAUGUGAAGGACUAUCUACCGAGCACAACUUUCCUGGGCCUGAAAUAAGUUUCACUGGUGAACUUCCUGAAAAGCUCUUACAAGGGCGGCGACAUUUAUUAACGAAGCUGGAAUUGUACAACUCUAAUGAAGUAUCCAAAGUAUCUGAACUUAAUGGAAUCAUUAAGCAAGAGGAUUUAAUGUCUUUUGACUUAGGUUCCAAUACAACUGAGUCUACCUAUCUGAACUGA